This is a messenger RNA of Adineta steineri, 1560 nucleotides long. Lineage: Eukaryota; Metazoa; Rotifera; Eurotatoria; Adinetida; Adinetidae. The record is from the annotation of a GenBank genome assembly.
AUGGAUGACCAUGAUGCUCUAUUGAUUGCUCUUGUAGUUAUUUUUGGUGUUUUACUUACUAUUAUUAUUGGUUUUUGUUGUUGUUGGUAUUUUCGAAAACAACGUCGAAAUAUUAAUUUACAAAAUUCUUCACUAUCGGAUGAAACACCUUUACUUCAUCGUCUUUCUCAACCACGUAUUGAACGUGCAAAAGCACAAGAAAAUUCAUCUUUAUUAACAUGUCAUUUUUAUAUACGAACAACCGGUGAAUAUACGUUUCAUUCUCAAUUAUCUCAACUUGGUUCUAAUCCGGAAAAAACUUGGUUUCUUAUAACACCAUUAUCAAAAACAAGUACAAUAUCAUUUAAUACUGCUUCUCAUCUUCUAACUAUUCAACCAAAAUCAGAUCGAUUAAAUCAUUUACAAGAUGAAGAAAGUACUGCAAUGUAUAUGCGAACAUUAAAUAAUCUUUUUAGUCGUUUAUUUCAUCCAUAUGUUGAAUCUAUUAUUAAAUUAGAUAUUUUAUAUACACAAAAAUUAGUUGUUAUGGUUCGACAAUAUCAACGUUUAGGUUCAUUAAAAGAUUUAUUACAUGGUGUUGUACCUACAGCUAAUUUCCAUGGUAAAUAUUCUUAUCGAAGUUCAGGUUUAUCACUUGAACGUGUACGUCUAUAUUCCUGUCAAUUACUUGAAGGUCUUCUUUUUCUUCAAUCAAAAUCAAUGCCACCUAUUCCAGAUUUACAUAGUGGAAAUAUUGUUGUAUCAGGUUCAUGUAUUCAAAUAGGUUCAUAUGAAAAUCAAUUUUUAGAACAACGUUCACGUGUAUAUCAAUUAAUUAAACGUGCAACAUCAUCAUUAGUACUUUCUGAAGGUAUGACAAAGGCACAAGCCUGUGAAGUUUUUGGUCUUGGUGGAAUUAUAUUUGAAAUGUUAACGGGAUAUGAAUUAGGUGAACAAUUACGUGGUUUAACACCUAAACAUUGGCAUGAUUGUGGAAGAGAUCCAGCUGCAAGAGAAAUGUUAACACGUCUAUUUGAUAUUACACAACCUGUAUUAACUUUAACUGAACUUCGAAAAUUUCCUUAUUUUACAAAUAAUUUAUCAAAACUUAAAGAAUUACAAAAUUUUAAAACAGUGCCAGGUGAAUAUUCGAAUGAUGUUAAAAGUUUACUUGAACAAUGGGCAAGUACUAUGCGAAGAAAACGAAAUUCAACUGUAAGAGCAACAACAAUGGAAAGACGACAAAGUUCGGUUGCACCAAGACAAACGGAAACAUCAAUUAUUAAUUUAAGUUAUACAGCGAAUACUAGUUCACCAACACCUACUUCAACUUCUACGACAACUAAAUCAAAUCCUUUAGGACCACCGCCUACACCAGUUUCAGCAGCACCACCACCACCGCCGCCACCACCACCAUCAAAAGCAAUGCCUCCACCGCCGCCGCCACCACCACCACCACCACCGCCUCCUGCUCCAUCGUCAGGUGGUUCAGGUGAUCGUGGAGCACUUUUAGAAAAUAUCCGUCUUGGAGCAGCACUUAAAAAGACAGUUACUAAUGAUCGAAGUGCACCAAAAGUUUAA